UAUUUCUUCCAUUUAAAGCUUCUUGUACUUUUCUUCACAUUAAAUUGGGGGAGAGGAGAGAGAUAGACCGAUCGCUCUUCGAAUCAAUUUUCCUCUUUUUUUUCAAUUUAAUUUUACUGAUGCACUGCAGUUGAAAAUACUGGCAUUUAUACUUAACUAGCUUCUAUCGAAGAUCGAGAUCGACCGCUAUAAAGAUCUGCGGGAUCUGGCUUGCUGACCUCUUUUCUCCUCUUCAAGAGCGAGGGAAAUGGGAAGAGCUCCUUGCUGCGCGAAGCAAGGGCUGAAGAAGGGGCCCUGGACGCCGGAGGAAGAUAAGAUCCUAGUCGAUUACAUCCAAUCCAAUGGCCAUGGUAGCUGGUGCUCACUUCCUAAGCUCGCAGGGUUGCUGCGGUGCGGGAAAAGCUGUAGGCUUCGGUGGACCAAUUAUUUGAGGCCUGACAUCAAGCGCGGGCCGUUCACACAAGAAGAACAGAAGUCCAUCAUCCAGUUGCACGGGAUCGUCGGAAAUAACAGAUGGUCCACCAUAGCUGCGCAGCUCCCAGGCAGGACUGAUAACGAGAUAAAAAAUUACUGGAACACACACCUGAAGAAACGCCUUCUCCGAAUGGGCAUUAAUCCUGAUACAUACGCACCCGCCUCUCCUUCAUCAUCCGCCGCCGCCGCCAGCGCUAGUUUCCCGGCCACCCGCCACAUGGCGCAGUGGGAAAGUGCCCGCCUUGAAGCCGAAGCCCGCCUCUCCCGGGAAUCCAUCCUCUUCUCCUCCACAUCCUCUGCCCCCGCCGACUCCGAACCCGCAGACGACUCUCUCACCGCCGGCAAGCCUGAAACAGACUUCUUCCUCCGCAUUUGGAACUCCGAGGUUGGCGACGCCUUUAGAAAGCCAUUACCUACUCUCCAUUCGGCUGCCGAGCAGGUUGUGGAUGAUGCGACGGCGCCAACAGCGGAGAGCAAGUGCUGCGCAUCGGCGGGAGUGGAGGUUCCUUCAGGGCAUGAUUCAUCUAGCUCCAAUGAAGUCGAUGAGACGUCGGACGAGACUUACCAGCUUUAUCUCAACCUCGCUGGCGACGAACUGGGACUUUUCCACGGCCAAAUGGGUAGCUUCUCUCUCUUUUCAACUGAUCUCAACGAUGUCGUCUUUCUCGACACUGCGUUCAAAUGA
Messenger RNA from Dendrobium catenatum, 1159 nucleotides. Its product is annotated as transcription factor MYB41. The record is from RefSeq and is a predicted model, not a curated record. The transcript is spliced from 3 exons. Lineage: Eukaryota; Viridiplantae; Streptophyta; Magnoliopsida; Asparagales; Orchidaceae. The coding region runs from base 248 to 1159 and encodes 303 amino acids.